Messenger RNA from Meloidogyne enterolobii, 2109 nucleotides. The record is from the annotation of a GenBank genome assembly. NCBI's taxonomy places the organism in Eukaryota, Metazoa, Nematoda, Chromadorea, Rhabditida, Meloidogynidae.
AUGGAAGGAACGUCUACUAAUUCUUUUGUAACAGAAAAUGGAAUUAGUGGGUUAUUAGCAGCACUAGAUGAAGGGGGUACAGGUCCGUUGGUUGAGGCUAUUGAACUUGGAGAUUUAGAACAAAUGCAGCAUUGGUAUUUGUUAUUAUCUAAGGUUUCAGUAGAUGAAUUGUUAGAUGCUGUCGAAGGAAACAAUCUUUCUGUCGAUGAUUUAUAUGGAAUAUUUCGUGCUGUUCACUUAUUAAUGCAAUGGGAACAUACACAAACUAAUGAAUUAAAAGAAAUUGUGGAACGUGAAAUAGCUAGUGCAGCAGAACAGGAACAAAAAUGGGAGACUGAACGUGAGACACUCCAAGACGAGUUAAACUCUCUUCGAGAACAAAAAAAUACUUUCUCUUCUUCAUUAAAUGUUAAUAAUUUACACGAAGCAUUCCGAGCAGAAAUUGAUGCUUUGGCUGAAGAAAAUUUACAAUUAAAACGAAAAUCUAAUGAACUUGAAAAAGAAUUAAAUGAACAACGAGAAAGAGCAAACAAUUUGGAUAUUAAAGCUUUGGGUAUUGAAAGAGAAAGGGCUUUACUUGCUAAUAAUCAAAUUCAAUUAGAAGAAAAUAUUCGAGAAUUACAUCGGAGAAUGAAUACUAGAAGUGAGUCUAUACAGCGUGACCAAAAAUGGGAAACUAGCAAACUUAAACAAAGAGAUGAGCAAGCACUUAUCCUCAGUGAACAAGUUCGAGAACUAGCUGCCCAAAAUGAUGAACUCAGAGCAGAAGCUGACCGUCUAAGUCAAGCAUUAGAACAAGCAACAGAAUUGGUCAAAGAAAAUGCUUUUAAAUUUGCUGAAUUUGAUGAACAAUUGUCAGAAGCAGAACAUCAACUUGAGAAAAUGGGGACAGAUAAUAAAGAAUUGAGAGAAUUAAUUGAAAAUAAAGAAUUGGAAGCAAAACGUAAAGUAGAUGCAGCAGAAUUAGAUAACAGGCAAUUGGCAGAGGUGCUACAAUCAAAGGAUGCAUUAAUUGAAAGAUUAAGAAAUCAAAUACAAAAUCAAAAAUUGGAAAUUGAACAAUUUCGAAUAUCAACAGAAAUAUUAGCAACAGACCCGGAUAUUCAUCAAAAAGAAUUAGAGUUAGAUAAUUUACGUCAAGAAUUGAUAGCAGCGACAGAAACUGCUAAAAGAUUAUUUGGAAAUGAAAUUGCUGAAGAUGUAGAGGAGGAAAAUAAUAAUAAUUUGGUUGUUACAGAUAAUACAAAUUCUGAAUUACGAAUUAGAUUAAUUCAGAUGGACCAAGAAUUAGCUCGAUCAGAAAAGAAAUAUUUGGAAGAACAACGUCAUCAAGUCGAAUUAGAAGAAUUAUUACAACAAAAAGAGUUGGAUGCUGUUCGGUUAAUGACUGACUGUCGAAGAUAUAGAAAAAUAGCUUUUGGCGAUAGAGAUUUGGAAAUGAAAAAAAUUGAAAGACAAUUAAAUUUUAGAGAUAAACAAAUACAAAAAUUAAGAAAAAAAUGUUCAGAAUUGUAUUUGGAAGUUGAAAGGCUUACGGAAAAAAGGGAAUCUUUUGAGAAGGAAAAGAAAAUAAUUUCUGAAGAAGAUGAUAAAACAAUAAAAAUAAAAAAGGAGGAAAAGGAAGAAUUUAAAUUGAAAGAAGAAAAAGAAGAUAUUCCAAAAGAAGAAAGAAAAGAGGAGGAGGAAGAAGAAUAUGUAGAUGAAUGGAUGGAAGAUGAUGAGAAAGAAGAGGAAGAGAAGGAAGAAGAAUUAGUUAAAAUUGAAGUAGAAAGGCCAAAACAAUUAAAGAGAAAAAGAUUAAGUAAAGACAGAAUUAUUGAAGAAGCAACGACAAUUAGUGCUCUAAGCACUGAACUUGGUCUACUUAUUGAGAUUGAAGAAAAAAAUAAAGAAAUUAAAAAUCUAGAGAAAUCUUAUGAAGAAAGAGGGCGUCAUUUAUUUGAAGCUAAAAAAUCUGAAGAAAAUAUUCGGAAGGAAUUAAAUUCUGUAAAGGAAAUUAUUUUAUUUGGUAAUAAAAAUAAUGAAAAAGAAGAAGAAUAUAAAGAUCCAUUAGAAGAAUUAGAUAAUUUAGAAAAUAAUAAUUAUAUUUUUAAUGAGGUUAUAAUUUAA